Eucalyptus grandis is the source of this 1553-nucleotide messenger RNA. RefSeq names its product hydroquinone glucosyltransferase. NCBI's taxonomy places the organism in Eukaryota, Viridiplantae, Streptophyta, Magnoliopsida, Myrtales, Myrtaceae. The record is from RefSeq and is a predicted model, not a curated record. Gene Ontology annotation, molecular function: UDP-glycosyltransferase activity.
GCAAUUCCAAGAACAAGAGUACUUGCUCCUCCUCAUCAUCAACCAUGGAACAGCCCUUGACCACACCCCACAUAGCCAUUGUACCAUCACCGGGCAUAAGCCAUUUCAUCGCUUUCGCUGAGUUCGCAAAGCGGCUCGUCCACCGCCACAGCUUCUCGGUCACCUUAGUCAUCCCCAACGACGGCUCGUUGUCCAAGGUCCAGCAGUCGCUCCUCGGCUCCCUCCCUCCCUCCAUCGCCCAUGUCUUGCUGCCCCCCGUCACCUUGGACGACCUCCCUGCUGAGACCACCCACAUCGAGACGACCCUCUCCCUCAUGAUGGCACGCUCCCUCCCCUCCCUCCGCAAUGAGGUGCGGAGGCUACAAGAGUCCACGAGGCUUGUCGCCCUCGUCGUCGACCUCUUCGGCACCGACACCUUCAACUUGGCCGAGGAGUUCAAUGUCUCCCCCUUCCUUUUCCUCAAUUGCUCGGCCAUGUGCCUAUUCCUUUACUUGCCGAUUUGGCAAAAGCGAGUCUCUUGCAAGUACGGGGAUCUACCUCGAGCGGUGAAGAUACUCGGCUGCAUACCGGUCCACGGGAGGGACCUGCUCGAGCCAGUCCAUGACCGCCAGAACGAUGCCUACAAGUGGGUCCUCCACCACGCUAGGCGGUGUAGGUGGCGGAGGGGUCUGAAUAGCUUCGAGGAUCUCGAGCCAAAGGUGAUUGAGUACCUGGGAAGGGAAGAGCCCGAGAAGCUGCCGGUCUACCCAAUCGGACCACUAGUGAACAUGGAGCAGAGCAGCAAGUCCGACGACUUGGAGUGUUUAAAGUGGUUGGACAAACAGCCAAAAUGUUUGGUCCUAUACGUGUCAUUCGGGAGUGGUGGAACACUCUCGUACAACCAGAUUCAAGAGCUGGCUUUGGGCUUGGAGAUGAGCGAGCAUAGGUUCUUGUGGAUGGUGAGGACCCCUAAUGACAUAGCGGUCGAGGCCGCAUACCUCACCGGGGACAGCCAAAACGAGCCGGUUGAGUUUUUGCCCAAAGGCUUUUUAGAGAGGACCAAGGGUAGGGGCUUGGUGGUGCCGUCGUGGGCGCCACAGGCCCAGGUCCUAGCCCAUAGCUCGACGAGCGGGUUCCUUACCCAUUGCGGCUGGAACUCAACCCUCGAAGGCAUGCUCAAUGGUGUGCCGCUCAUCGCCUGGCCGCUCUUCGCCGAGCAGAGGAUGAAUGCGAUCAUGCUAACCCAGGACAUCAAGGUGGCUCUGAGGCCAAGUGCCGACCCAGAGAGUGGGCUGGUGGGGAGGGAUGAGAUCCCAAGUCGUGAAGCACCCGAUGGGGGCGAAGAAGGGAAAAGGAUUGGGAACCGCAUGAAGGAACUCAAGGUCGCGGCGGCCAAAGUGCUCGGCGAAGAUGGGUCCUCCACGAGGGCACUCUCCGAGUUGGCUCUCAUAUGGAAGGCCAAACUCAUAAAUCAGACCCAUUAGAAUUGUAUCGUAAUAUGAUACCUUGUUUAAAGUCAACAGUGGAGUCGGUUUUUCAGUUCUUGUUCGUUUCCUUAUCGAGCGUGUUAUCCC